ACAAUUUGAAUUUCUCUAACAAGGGCCUGGGCACUGCAGGAGGAGCAGACCCUCGGACUGAUGUCCCCGUGGAGUGCGGAGCCGUGGGGGUAUCCUCCAUCAACACGCUACCCCCGGGGCUCACAGAGGAAGAGGCUGAGGAGAUCCGCUCUGAGCUCGUCAAGGUGGAGGAGGAGAUCAGCACCCUGAGACAGGUGCUCUUGGCCAAAGAGAAGCAUUCUGCUGAGCUAAAGAGGAAGCUGGGGCUGAGCCCCCUCAACGAGCUCAAACAGAACCUCACCAAGGGAUGGCAGGAUGUCCAGACCUCUAAUGCGUACAAGAAGACACAGGAGACCCUGUCUGUGGCGGGACAGAAGACCACAGCUGCCUUCUCCACCAUGGGAACUGCCCUCAGCAGGAAACUGGGAGACAUGAGAGCGCUGCCGUUCUCUAACUCCUUUAGUAGCAACUACUCCAUCCGCCAUUCGAUAAGUAUGCCAGCGAUGAG
Oncorhynchus gorbuscha (pink salmon) is the source of this 487-nucleotide messenger RNA. RefSeq names its product tumor protein D54-like. NCBI's taxonomy places the organism in Eukaryota, Metazoa, Chordata, Actinopteri, Salmoniformes, Salmonidae. The transcript is spliced from 5 exons. Gene Ontology annotation, cellular component: cytoplasm. The annotation marks the transcript as partial. The record is from RefSeq and is a predicted model, not a curated record.